UCUGUAGCCCCGCCCCCGCCCGCCGCGGGUGGGAGGACGAGAACGCCGCCAGCGCGCGUGCGCGCUCCUCGGUGCGGCUAGUCUGCGUGCGUGAGUGGGAGGUGCAGGCCUCCGGCUUCGGCCUUCCCCGCUGACUGUUCCAGCGCGACGUCCCCAGCCAUGAACCGGUUUGGUACCCGGUUGGUGGGAGCCACGGCGACCUCGUCGCCGCCGCCAAAAGCCCGCAGCAACGAAAACCUCGACAAAAUUGAUAUGUCUUUGGAUGAUAUUAUCAAAUUGAAUAGAAAGGAAGGAAAGAAGCAGAAUUUUCCAAGACUAAACAGAAGUGGUGGUCGGCAAUUCAGGAUGAGAGUCCGAUGGGGAAUCCAACAAAAUUCUGGUUUUGGAAAGACUAGUUUGAGCCGUAGAGGAAGAGUAAUGCCCGGGAAGAGACAUCCUUAUGGAGUUAUUACUGGCCUUGCAGCCAGAAAAGCAACUGGAAUUCGAAAAGGAAUUAGUCCUAUGGAUCGUCCACCUUUAAGUGACAAGAAUAUAGAACGAUAUUUUCCAGUGUUAAAAAGGAAAGCAAACCUUCUGAGACAAAAUGAAGUGCAAAGGAAACCAGCUGCAGUUCUCAAGAGACCUAACCAGUUAAACAGAAAAAAUAACAUUCCAGCUAAUUUUACCAGGAGUGGAAAUAAACUAAGCCAUCAGAAAGACACUCGUCAAGCAACUUUUCUUUUCAGAAGAGGCCUGAAGGUUCAGGCCCAGUUGAACACAGAACAACUGCUAGACGAUGUAGUAGCAAAGAGAACUCGUCAAUGGCGGACUUCCACCACAAAUGGAGGAAUUUUGACUGUAUCUAUUGACAAUCCUGGAGCAGUGCAAUGCCCAGUAACUCAGAAACCACGAUUAACUCGUACUGCUGUACCUUCAUUCUUAACAAAACGGGAGCAGUCUGAUGUAAAGAAAGUUCCUAAAGGUGUCCCCCUACAAUUUGACAUAAACAGUGUUGGAAAGCAGGUAAAAAAAAAAAAAACAGGGAUGACUUUGAAUGAGCGGUUUGGAAUCCUGAAGGAACAAAGAACCACUCUCACAUUCAACAAAGGGGGAAGCCGCUUUGUAACUGUGGGAUAGAUCCCAUGUCAAAGGGACUUUUGAGUGAUGACUCUGUUUGAAAAAGUUGAAUUGUUCAUUACAGAAAUUCAAGAAACUUUACUUCAAAAAAUUCACAAGACUAAAUAACUCUUAUUUUUAUUUUUGAUGUUUUUUUAAAAACAUGUAUAAAAUAAUACCCUGAAAGAAUAACAGGGAAUAUGCCUAUCUGUUCUUAAAAAUGUUUUGGUUGACCCAGGCAGAACAAUUCUCUAUUUGACUUCUUUGGUUCCUCAUGCAGCAGAAGGAAGACAGAGAGAUUGAAAUUGAUUAUUUUUAUGAUAGUGGUAUUUAGGAUCUCAUCGCCUUUGCCCAUUUUUUAGACUUUUCCAUGGUAAAUCUUGGUCUUCAGAAAUAUGAGUAGGUCCCUUUGUUGCUGUCCUUUAAUAGAGUUGUAGUAGGUGCAGUUGCCUUUACUUCAUUAGACAUAUUUUAAACACUUAAUAGAAUUACAGUUUCUGGAUUUAAGAUUUAUGGAAAUAUCUGGAACAUGGUUCAUUUUUCAGGCAGUGUUAGAUUAAUCCCCCAGAAUUGUAAAUCUUUUGUACCAAACUUUUAGCAAGAAAUGUGAUUUUAGACAUUAGUCUCAGUUUAAAAUGUUGGCAUUUAAAGGUUGUAAAUGCAUAUUUACAAAGUUAUCUGAUAGGGCCUUGGAAGAGAAGGUCUAAUUUAAAAAUCUAAUAGUUAAUGUUCAGAGGAAGUAGCAUGUUGAAGGGCAGGUAACUGAGAUGAAAAACUUCAAAACUCAGGUCAUAGGUAUGCUGUGUGGAUUUAGUGUAGUCUUCAGUCUAAUGUCCACAAAGAAUUCUUCAAAUGAUAUUUAGAAGAGUUAUAAUUAUUCAAAUGGAUCGAGUCCCUUGGAUAUUUUGAUAGUAAAAUUAAUAGCUACAAAGUCCUAAACUUUCUUAUUUGAAAAGUUAAAAUUUAUGAGCUUUUUGCAACUUACUAAAUUGAAUACUUUAUAGCUCCGAAAACAAAAAUAUACUUGUAUAUGUCACAAAGAAGAAAAUGCAAAAGUAUAAUAGAGUUACAUUAUAACCUUGUUGUGUACUUUUCACUCUGAUUUCGUGUAUGUCAUUAAGUUCAGACAUAUAUGCAGAGAAAAGGGUUUUUCCCUUGCUCUGUGAAGGUGGGAGUACUCGAGUAAGUCUGUUGUGCCAAGAUAUGCUGAGUCCUCAGAUAGAUGUAUACUCUAAAUUAUGGCAUAAUGCCAAAAUGCAGCAAAAUAUUCCAGCUACAAGUUACAAGUUUGGUUAUUUUGAAGCUUGACAUUUUAGUUUACUAUAAUGUUAAAAUUUUUAAGUAGGCCUUAGUUUCUUUGGAGUAUAUUAUUAGUGUUGACAUUUCCUGUGAAACAAAACAUUAUCACUCCUGCCAGCCUUGCAUUGUAUACUAGACUUCAUUGUUGUUGCUCAUGCUUCUUGGGUUACUUAUUGGUUUAUAUUAGCCAUGGAACGCUAUCAAUAACUGUUUCAUGCUUAUACCAAAGAAUUAAAUCUGGUCCUUAAUAUUUUACCAGUUCUUCCACUGUUAAGGGAUUAUUGGAAGUCAGUCACAGAAUUUGAAAAUAAACUUUAGUCUCUUCUUAGCUGUGAUGCUUUUCAUAUGGACCAAGGACUCAUUGCAAGACAUUUUUGCAAGUAUAAAUGCUAUAUUUGGUCCAGGAACAAUACAUUUUUGACUGGUUUAGAAUUUCUGGUAGCUUAUUAUAAAGCAAAGGAAAAGCAACUGAGCACGAGUUUGCUGUCUUUAGAACAAUUUGUGAAAAUAUGGUAUAAAGGUGUUUUCAUUUCAUGUUUUAAAUAUUGUACAGAGCUCUCAUUAAUGCCAUUUUUUUAAAAACUUAAAAAUUGCCCCAAAUAUUGACAUCAAGUGCAUCAAAAUAUCAAAGUGUCUUUGGUAUAUUGCAUUUUUGCUCUUCAUGCAUCUGUAAUUUUCUUUUUAAGUAUAGAAUUUUGGCUUUGGUAUAACUAAAUUAAAAUUCUUGAGUGCUCACAUGUUGUAUAUAAACAUAACAAUAUGCUUUGUUGGAGGAAAAUUUCCUUUCUUCAGAUGUAGUUUUAGUAACAUCCUUGUUCAGUUCUUAAAGUUUUUGUUUUGUUUUUUUUUAAACAGGAUGCAACUUAAAAUUUUCUUUGCAUCAAGGUAUAUGAGAAACAUUGAUGCAGUGCAUCACAAAAUGAAAGUUUGUAUUUAAUGAGGAGGUGCUUUACACUGUACUUUUUGGUGUUUUUUGGACAAGUUACAUUUAGAUCUAUUCUGAAGCUGUUCAUUUUUAACAAAUAAAAUGUUACAGGUUUCACAUGAUUUAUUCUUAGCUAUAAAGAUUGAGUUGUGGUUUUAAGAUUGUACCAUGUUAUAAAGAGCUUUGUAGUGGUUAUUUAUAUUUGUAAUUUUUAGGGUUUGAAAAGUUAUCUACUAGUUAGAUUGAUAAAUGAAUCUGAAUUCUCCUAUUAGCAUCCUUCUAACUGCCUUUUGGUGAUUUCAUCCAUAGCUCCAAAAGGAGGUAGCCAGGAAGAAUUUGAAAAGGAAUCAAAUCUACUUACAAUGUGGAAUAUUAGAUUAGAUGAGUCUUUAGAGAUCGUGCAGUUUAAUCCCUCUUUUUACAUCUUAGUAAAGUGAGUCCCAACAUUUUCAAGACUUGUGUGUGACAGAGCCAUUUUUGGGGCUCAGAUCUUCUAAUUCUUAAUUGGUAAUAAACUGCUUCUGUGAAUUGAACACCCACA
This is a messenger RNA of Carlito syrichta (Philippine tarsier), 3860 nucleotides long. RefSeq names its product forty-two-three domain containing 1 (gene FYTTD1). Gene Ontology annotation, biological process: mRNA export from nucleus. NCBI's taxonomy places the organism in Eukaryota, Metazoa, Chordata, Mammalia, Primates, Tarsiidae. The transcript has 9 exons. Bases 160 to 1116 code for a protein of 318 amino acids. Gene Ontology annotation, molecular function: mRNA binding. The record is from RefSeq and is a predicted model, not a curated record.